Messenger RNA from Chiloscyllium plagiosum (whitespotted bambooshark), 6106 nucleotides. It is a transcript of the gene nrde2, whose product is annotated as NRDE-2, necessary for RNA interference, domain containing. NCBI's taxonomy places the organism in Eukaryota, Metazoa, Chordata, Chondrichthyes, Orectolobiformes, Hemiscylliidae. Gene Ontology annotation, biological process: regulatory ncRNA-mediated heterochromatin formation; negative regulation of RNA catabolic process; RNA processing. Gene Ontology annotation, cellular component: catalytic step 2 spliceosome. The record is from RefSeq and is a predicted model, not a curated record. Gene Ontology annotation, molecular function: protein binding.
GUGCGACGCAGCGGCCGUGUUUGUAAAGUUCGCGGCCUGUGGGGAGAAUGGAGCCGCUGUCGGGCUCCUUGUUCCCGGCGUUCGGUGUGAGGGAAUCCCGCUGUGCAAGUGGCUCUGAGGGAUUGGAUUGGCUCAGUAAUCAAAGCUUCCGCACUGAAGAUGCCCUGCAACUGCACCAUCGUAUCGUGGGCGAUGCAGCAGACACAACCCAGGGGUCACCCCAGGCAAGUGAUCAUUCAGGGAUAUCUGGGGGAGUUUUGGAUCGAGGCGCACAAGAUGCACCGGCCAAAAAAAAGAAGAAAAAGAAGAAACAUCGGCAGCACAGAAAGGAAAAGAGGAAGGACAGAGCGAUUCACACCGACAGCGAAUCUGAUCCUGAACUCUUCCGACAUAAAGACACGGAGACUCCUGCAGAGAGGUCUGACUCCAGUGCUGGUCUUCCUCAGGGUCAAUUCAUGUGGCUGGAUGACCUCCAUCUGCAAACUGCACAGACCUUCUGUAUAGACAGAAAAGCUGAUCCUGCCAACUGGGAGUACAAGUCACUCUAUCGGGGAGAUUUGGCAAGGUACAAGAGGUGUGGGGAUGUCUGCCUUGGCCUUGACACCAGAAAGCAGCACAUUAUCUGGGAAGAUUCACCCCGACCAAAGAAAAAGGCCAGGAAGAGGGAUGAUCGAUACUACAGCUCAUCGGGCCUUCAGUUCCUGAGCACUGGCCCUGUUCCUGUUCGCUGUAGAGAGUGUGUGCAAGGAAGCAUUCCUGUGUCUGGUACAAACUCCUUCAUACCAGUUCCAGACUGGGCAGAGAUUGAAAGUAAAUCCUUAGGCACUGUCACCUGGUUCAAUCCACUUGGAAUUUACGAUGAAUCCACCGCUUUGUGGCUCCAGGGAAAAGGCCGAGAGGAGCCGGAGAAGCAAGCCUGCGUGCCCUCCGAUAGCAGUGAGAAGAUAAACUGGGUAAACAUGGCCAAAGUGGAGAUGUUCAAUAGGAUGUUGAGAGAAGACCCUGGGAAUGUCCAAACCUGGAUGGAGUUUGUUCGUUUUCAGGAUGAAUUAAUGCAGGACCCAAGUCCGUACAUGACCUCUGCAGCUGAGUCUGAGAAACGGAAGAGAUCCCGAAGGGCUGUCUGGGAGAAAAAGCUGGCCAUUUUGGAACGGGCCAUUGAGAGCAAUCCCGACAAUGUGGAGCUGAAAGUAGCCCGGCUGGAGCUCGGCAAAGAAUCUUGGGAACCAUCCAAUCUGGUCAACGAAUGGAAAAAGGUGGUCUUUCUACACCCAAACAACACCACUCUGUGGCAGAGGUACCUGCUGUUCUGCCAGAGCCAGUUCAGCACCUUUUCGACAUCCAAGGUCAAUGGUAUCUAUGGCAAGUGCCUGAGUACCCUGGCAGCUGCUCUGGAUGGUACCCUACUGUCCCAUCCUGCACUGCCUGACACAGAGGAAGCCAUGCUUGCAAUUUUCCUGCAGCAGUGUCACUUCUUGCGACAGACUGGCCAUUCGGAAAAAGCCAUUGCCCUCUUCCAGGCUCUCAUUGACUUCACCUUCUUCAAACCUGACAGUGUUGCUGGCCUGAUAACCAAGGCACAGGUGGAGUUCUUUGAACCGUUCUGGGACAGUGAUGAGCCCCGGUUUGGAGAAGGAGGGGCAAGAGGUUGGAGAGUUUGGAUGCGACAGCAAGAAAGGGGCGGCUGGGUUGUCCUGAAUGAGAAAGGCGACGAUGAGGAUGAGGAGGAAGAUGGGGAGGAGGUCACGGACAAGACACUGCCCAAGUGGCAGCUUUGGUUACAUGUGGAGAGCAGCCGUGACUCCAAGCACUGUUUGCCAUGGCGAGCUGAUAAGGCGAAGGGUCAGACUGAAGAAGACUGUGAGGAUCCUGACAGACAGGUGCUGUUUGAUGACAUUGGUUCUUCAAUGUUCAAAGUAUCCAGCCCAGAACUGAGGUUCCAGCUCAUGUCAUCGUUUUUCCAGUUGCUGGGAAUUCCAACAGGAUUCAGCCUGCCUCCGUGCUGCCUGAAUGUGGUGCUGGAUGAUCCUGGAGUGUUUGACUGUGGCUCAGCUGAUGAGAGACCUCUGUCUUGCUGUCCCCCUCCAGCUGCUGGGGUCAGCACCAUCGGCUUCAUGCCAGCAAUGCCUAAUGCCAGGCAGCCAGUCAGCCACUGCCCAGAAGGGGAGGACUUCAUACAAACCGCGUUUCACCAGGCGUUGCCCCUGUUCACUGGGAAGGAGCGGUCAGAGCUCGCCCUGUACUGGCUGCAGUAUGAAAAAUCAAAGGUGGUGAGGAGCUUGCAGCUCAGGAGAAAGAAGCAGCUGAAAUCUCUGGGGAAGAGGAGCAAGAAACUCGCUAAAAACCUUCUGAAAGAGGGUGAAAACCGGAACAAUCUGUCCCUGUGGAGGGAAUACGCCCAUUUGGAAUGGCUGCUGGGGAAUGUGGAGGACUCGAGAAGGGUUUUUGACACGGCCAUUGCUAUGUCUGUCUCUCAGGGCCUGCAGAGCUCCACCCUGUGUGACCUCUGCUUCCUGUACUCCUCACUGGAGCUGGAGUCAGUGCAGAGUGUCAGCGCGUCAACAACAAUGCGGGCGGUUUAUAUCCUCACCAGCCUUGCCCUGGGUAUCACCUACUCACCUUACGCAGGUGAAGUGCUGCCAGUUAAUGUGCUGAAGGCUCGAAAAACAUACGAGCGAUCUUUCCGGGACUCGCCCACCCAUGACGCAGCUUUAACCGGCAGCCAGAGGCCUGGCCAGCUCAUAAGCCUGAUGGGCUGCUUCGCCCUCUUCCAGUACCUGACGCUGGGCAUCCAGGCUGCCGACUCACUGUACGGGCAGGCAGCUGAAAGGCUUGUAGGCCUCUCCUCGGUGGAAAAGGCCCAGCCCAAGCCGAGCGUGUGGCGACAGAGUGUGAUGUGUGCGUUGGAGAGGCUGACCGUGAUGCACGUGAGGCUGCUGGGGUUCCACAUGCAGGCCAGCGUGUAUCCCCUGGGCCCUGUCCGCCACACGCUCACACACGCUCUGGGCCAGUAUCCUGGCAGCCUCCAGCUCUGGAAGCUCUACACGCAGGUUGAAAGCCGCUCUCACGAUGCCAGCCGAGCGCGAAGGUUCUUCGACGCCACUGCCAGGUCAGCGCAAGACCUCAUCGUGCCGCGGCUGUUUGCCAUCUACGCAGAAGAGCGGAGAAAGGAGCGUGUCGACGCUGUGCAGCGGGCAGAUCUUGGGAUUUUGUACAACACUUUCCCAGAAACUGGGCUCACCAACCGGAUCCGAGCGCUGUUUGAGUACGCUGUUCAGACAGAGGCUGGUGCACACUCUGUUUUACUUUGGAGGAUGUACCUGAACUUCACGGUGACUCAAGGAAACAUUGAGAAGACAAAGGGUGUAUUUUACAGAGCACUGCAGGCGUGCCCAUGGGCAAAGGUGCUAUACUUAGAUGCAGUCAGCCACUUACCUGGACAACUCCAAGAAAUAAUAGACUUAAUGACGGAAAAGGAGAUUCGGAUCAGAGCUCCUCUGGAGGAGUUGGAAAUUCUUAUGGAAGAUUGAUUGGGGAGAACAAAGCCGUACAUUUACUUAACACCUUUCACAGCUCCUGGGUAUCCCUACAGCAUUGGAUCCACCAUUGUUGGAAAUGAGGCAGAGAGCCAGAGCUCAGUCAAGCUGUGACAAACAACAAUGAUCUAAGUGACCAGACUAGGUGUGGUUUAAGGGCCGAAUGUUGGCCAGGACAGCUGUUACCUAAAACUGGAAGCAGAUUGGCAGGAAGCCAGGUGCUCCGGGCAGUGAAUUUGGUGACUGGUUUGGUGAUCCUGGUUGGGUGAGGGAGACCAGUCAGUAUAUCGAGAAUAAUUAGCUUUCAAAUGAUGCCAUGUAGCCUUUGACAUCUGUCCAUCCUAAGGAUGGGUUAUUGGACACUCAUUCAGAGGAUUUAAAGGAAGUUAAAAUAUCUAUUUUGUAAUAAAUGGUUAAACGUGUAAAGUUACUGCUUAUUUGUAUCGUUUUCUGAACUAGAUAGUCAUGAUUACUGGGUUUGUUUUGUAAACUUGGUGAGGUGUAUGACAUUACAGGUUAUUUUUUGAAUCUCUGAGAUGCUCUUCAAUCCUCUGGGGCCUCUCCUGUGACUAAAGAGAAUAUACAACGUCCCAGCAAUUUCCUGACCCGCCUCCCUCAGCAUUCUGGGAUAUGUCCUAUCAGGUCCUGGGGACUUGUCUCCCUUAAAGCUUUUCAAAACAUCUAACACCUUUUUCAUAUCCUGUAUGCACUAGAAUAUCGACUCACCAUCCACCAAGUCCUUCUCCUUUGUGAGUACUCAUGUGUUCAUUAAAGAUCUCAGCCAAUUUCUCUGGCUCUACACAUAAAUUCCCUUCUUUGUCCUUAAGUGAAUGUCUCCUUUCCCCAGCUAUCUUCUUUCUCCUAAUGUGUUUACAAAAUACCUUGGGAUUUUCCUUAAUGCUGUUUGCCAAAGACAUGGCCCCUUUGAGUCCUCCUAGUUCCUUGUUUGAGUUCUUUCUUUCUAUCCUGGUAUCCUUCAAGAUCUUUCUGUCUUCAGUUUCUUAAACCUCACGUAGGCCUCUUUUGUUUUAAACUAAGCUCUCAAUUUCAAUUCCUAGCCAGCUGGUUGGAUAUUGGAUAUGAGUCACGUCAGCAUUCCUUGGAAUUUUUCUUCAUCCUACAUGGACCUAACAGUUCAGCAGCUGAAGAAAAGAAACUGCGGGUCUACAGAGAACGGGGAGGGAGGGAGGAUUAGUGGAGCUGCUCUUGCAGAGGGUCAGCAUGGACAUGUCCGGCUGAAUAGCCUGCUAGGUUGUAAUGUGCUGGCCUCCUGUCAGUUUGUAGCAUAGUUGUUAUUCGGUGAAAUACAGUGUAACUAGCUGGCAACAUGGUAAAAGCAUGUGCUUUUCUCUCAGGUGUUUGUUAAACACCAUUUGCCCCUUAAAUUGUCCAACGUAAACUCCUUGUUUUUAAGGAUCCAAGCAUAACUCAGGCACCCAUUUAUAGAUUAUUAGCCCAGAGCAUUACCAUCACACCACACUGAACUAAAGAAGGAAUGGGAUAGUAGGAGGGGGAGGUAUCUAAAAACUUAGUGAAGAGAUUGGAUUUCAGGGGAGGGGGCUCUUUAAGAAGGAGAGGCAGAGAGGUUUAAGGAGACAAUUCCAGAAGGUCGGAAUUAAAUGGUUGAAGAUCAGUUGUAGAAUGGAGAGAAUAUGUGGAGGCCAAAUUUACUGCAAGGUGGAACACGUGGAGGCUGUUCGGGUGCCAAGGGAAGGCUGAGGCAAUGGAUGGAUUUGAACAUUAAAGAUGAGAUCUCCAAAUCAGAGUUCAGUCCAUUAAACCCAUUUGGCUCAAUUUACAGGAGUCUGAAGGGCUGAAUAGAUCAGUUUGAUGAACUGCUUGGUACCUGUGUAACUGCCCCAGCUGCAGCAAUAUGUUUGUCACUGAUUCUCACAAACUGGUUUCUCAGAAUUGAAUAAUCCUGCGUUGAAUUUGAUAUAGCUAAUGUAAGUUUUAAUUUUAAAAUUGGAAUAAAUGAUUGUCAGUAUUGACCCUUUUCAUCUCAUAUUGCGAAGACACAUUGAAGUUUGUCAUGUUGAUUAAAACUGUUCUGAUCUAAUGAAAGCAUGCAGCUUUUGGAUACACUAAUGAGUAUUCCCAUGUAUCUCUCGAGAAUGCUCUGUCUCAUUAUUGUCUUUAGUGAGUUUCCUUUUGUCAUUUCCGAAUUCACCAGCAGUCUUUAUCUUUGAACUGAUACCUUGAACAUAUUCAUUAUCCUGGAGUUCCUUAUUUGUACCCUGUGGAGACAACCAGCUAUUGAUUACUCUCUCUGCUUUUCUUAAACAAGUUACACCCUGCCCUAGAUACAGACCUCUUCUUCCCUUAAGCCUCUUGUUUUGAUUGGAACUUAUACUGGAUGAGCAAAAGGCUUGGCAGGAAGGAUUAGGGAGAACCCAAAGGCAUUUUACUCAUACGUGAGGAAUAAGAAAGUGAUCAGGGAGAAGGAGGGCUGAUCAGGGAUAGCGUAGGGAACUUGCGCAUGUAGUCUGAGCUGAUGGGGGAAGCCCUAAAUGAGUUUUUUGCAAAGGAAAGGGACCUUGUUGUGAAUGAGCACUUUGAGGAGCUGGGAA